Messenger RNA from Sphaeramia orbicularis (orbiculate cardinalfish), 6205 nucleotides. Its product is annotated as KIAA1549-like a. NCBI's taxonomy places the organism in Eukaryota, Metazoa, Chordata, Actinopteri, Kurtiformes, Apogonidae. The transcript is spliced from 24 exons. Bases 246 to 4907 code for a protein of 1553 amino acids. The record is from RefSeq and is a predicted model, not a curated record.
UUUGUUGACGCAGCUGUCCGCAGAGAUGGAGAGCGCCUUGCGGUCGCAGUAGGGACAUCAGACUUCACACAGACACCGUAAAGCAGAAAUAAACAUCUCUUUGUGUCUUCCGGACCCUCACAGCCUCCAGCGGGGCUCAUGGAGAGCGGAGCCCCGUUUGUCCGCACCGGGCGCACGUUGAUCGGAUGCCUUUCAUCUCAUCAGCGCCGUUAGAUGUUUUCCAUUCAGGAUUAAUUGGUUGACCAAUGGCUCCCAAACAUGCGCUCCUCUCCAGCAGCAGCAGCGCCAAGGUAAACCAGAAAGGAGAAGACCUCAGCUGUCCUCCGCCCCCCGCGGCAUGGAUCCGGGACGCCGGGAUGGUGACCGUCUGCUUGCCGAGGAACAGGAGGAGGACGCGGGCGCUGGAUGGGAUGCUGGCCCGGUGGUUGGUGACCGUCUGCGCGGUGCUGAUGCUGAUGAUGCAGGGCUCCUCGGCUGCUCACGCUGAGGGAGGUCAUCAUGAGUCAAUGAGGCGGCCUGUGUUGCCAGUGGACCCUGCAGUGCCCUCCAACCUUUCGGCCACUCCAGGGAGAGGAGACAGAGCUGUGUCUAAACACAAAGAUGCGACGGAUGGGGCCGAUGCAGGUCCAGGAACCGGACCUCAAGCUAGGCCUGAGGGAAAAGUUUUUGCCGAAGCCAGAACAGCAGUUUGGACUGAAACUGAAGCAGGGGUGCGCACUGCAGCAGACGGUAAAGUCUAUGCUGAGGCCGGGACAAUGACUGGAACCAGCACUUGGACUGAAGUCGGGGCCAAAUGGAGUCCAUCGGGCUCAGUGGGGGAUCUGCCAAGUGUGUCCAGGGACCCCGCCGCCUGGCUCGGACGACAGACGCGUGGAGAGGCCCAAAGAGAAAAGGCCGCCUUCUCAUCAGUCCUCACCGUGUUGGCAGAGACGGCCGAGCUGCAGGUGCCAGAGCUGCCCAAACCUUUAGGACUGCUGUCGAAAGCUUCUUGGACCAAAGGUUCCUCUUCAUCGUUAUCCAAGGCCUCCUCCUCUUCGUCCUCCUCUACGACAAAAACAACCCCUUCGCCUUCUUCCUCCUACUCUACGUCCACUUCUCCAGCCAGCAGCACAGACAGUCAGACAGCAGCAUCACAAACAGUCUCCCCGGGUGUCGUCAGCAGCAACUCCUCCUCCAGCAACAGCAGCUUCAGUUUGGAUGAUCCAGUGAGCAGCCUUCCAGCCUGGGACCUCCCCACUGUCCCUGAGUCCCUCCUAUCCACAGUGGGCGACCACGACAUCACACUUCCCGCCAACGUCACCAGCCCUUUCUCCACCCACCAAUGGAACACCACCAUGCCCGUGCGCACCAGAAACACCUCAAAGCAAACCAUUUCCACCACCACCGUAACCACGACUCUACCGCCGACCACCACAUCGACGCCCGCUUUACUGCUAUCCACCACAGCUGGAGCACAUAUGCAACCAGAAUCCACCACGGCUUCACGCGCCCCUGCCACCGCCACAAGCCAGGACACUGUGACCAGCAAUAGCCUUCAUCUGACAACAGUAACCGUAACGACACCCUCAAUGACCACUCUUACUGUGAACGCCUCUGAGAAGACAACAAAUGCGGUAGCGACUACGAGCAAUGUGACAGCGCCAUUGAACACCACCGAUGCCACAACUGUGCACCAGACGACAACCCUUGAACUGACGACUGCAGCUACAACUCAACCUCCAACCACCACCACCACCACAACCACACCUGCCCCAACUACCACUACCACAACCACUAUCCCACCCACUACUACCACCACUGCUGCUCCAACCACAACUACACCUGCAACUACGACUGCACCCCCUACAACGACUACCACCACCACGACCACCACCACAACCACCACAACGAAGGCACCUUCAACUACUGUGUUCAUCCAAACCACACCGCCCCCAACCACAACCACAGAGCCACCUUCCAGUACCGUCAUCGAAGAAAGUUCUCUACCAUGUAACAUCACUGAGAAGUACUGGGUCAAAACAGUUCUGUCCAUUGAGCUGCGCAGAAACCGCUUGGACCUGAUCCUGAAACAGAACCUGUCCAAAGGACUGAGCCAUGCUCUACAAAGAGCUCUCAAUGACUCCACUGCAUAUGCACAGGUGGAACAUGAUGUGUGCGGUUCCCACAAUGUGACGUUGGGUUACUAUGUGGCCAGCGGUAAAACUGUCUACAUUUCAUCUGUGGUGGUCGAAGCGCUGAAUGUAUACGGAUUCGACAAGCUGCUGUCGGACAUCAGACAGCACACACCCCUGAUUAAGGCAGUCCUGGUUCCUGUGGCAACCUGGGUGCCUGUUCCGAGCAUUCACCUGCAGCUAAAAACAGUGCUGAGGUUUGUGGGCCCGACAGACAACAUCUACUCCUGCAGUUUCGUCCAGAUGUUGGAGCAAAGGUUGGAGAAUGCCUUCGACGAGGCUCAGGACAAAGUGCUGGAGACAUACAACAGGCUCACUGUCGAGAUCCAGAGUGUUUCCCAGGACCCGGGCUCUCCGUCUGUCACCCUGGUGUAUGUGGUGAAGAACCAGGAUGCGAUUCUUAACGGCACCAUCUCCAGUGGCCUUCUCAGCCAGCUGACCGCUGAGCUGGUGGGCUACUUCCUGUUCUACCCGCCCCUCAUCAUUGCUGAGCCAUUGGAAUACCAUAAUCUCAACACGUCCACAGCGACCAAGAACUACUGGGUGAUAACAGUGAUCCAAGAUGUGGACAGCUCCUCCCUGGAGGCCAACUACCAGAGCUUUGCUAGUCUUAUGGAGCAGAGGCUGGCUGAGCUCUUCUUGGUGGCUGGCAGGCAGGGGUCUCGGACAGCGCGGUCCCGGCGGGCCACCACUGUCGGUGGCUACACAGUGCAGAUGGUCAGUAUGCGUCGCCUCCCUGGCCCGAAGAACCCAGCGGAGAUGACCUACUACGCCCAGCUCAACGGAGCUCCCAUGACUGGAACCAGCGCUGCCAAAACCCUCAGCAGUCUGGACUCUCAGACCAUGGCUCUGACCCUCGGAUACUUCGUACAAGUGCAGGCUGAACCUGUGGUAAAGACUCCGCCCAGUAACCUGUGGAUCAUGGCUGUUCUGACGCCGCUCUUCCUGCUGCUGGUGGUGAUCGGCAUGGUGGCCUUCAUCCUGUGUAAGAGGAACAGGGUCAUCUUCAAAACCGGCGCCUUCAGAUCCUUCAAAACUCGCUCCAAGACCUCAUAUCGAAGAGAGGGCAGUUACCAUCACCAGCCGGUCCAAGGUUUCGACUACGCCAAGAAGCACAUGGGUCGGACGGGUGAUGAAGCCGUCUCUGUUACCAAGGAGACGCUGGUGCUGGGGCUGCCUGUAAGAGACGCUCCACUGUCGAUGUCUUUGGACAAGAAAGUCCAUCAGGAUGGAACUGCCAACAAGAGGCCUCCAUCUGCUGACAUACACAAAGGAGGACGGUUGCCAAGCGAGGAAGACGGCUCCGUAUCGAGUAACGGUUCCGGGAAGCUCAACACAAGCAAAAGCUCCUCGGCCCGGAGAACGGCGACCGGUAGCAGCACCAAGAAUGGCAAAGAGGAGCUGCACAAGAGGAACGAUCCGUAUGAAGAUCAUUCAGGCUCUCUGCGUCUCAUCACCAUUAAACCAAUGACAGCUCAGCCAACCUACUCCUACCCCUCCUCCUCUUCUCACAGCCAAGACUCUGUGGUCCUCAAUGGGGAGGCCAACCAUGGAGGGCUGAAGCAGAAGUCGGACAUCGAACACUACAGGAAUAAACUGCGUCAGAAAGCCCGAAGGAAGGGCUACGGAGAGUUCUCACUGUCUGAGACUGGGAGUCACGGAUACAGUCACCGUGACACCAGGCACAGUCGCCACGACAACGGGGUCAAGGAACCAAUGACUGCUGAGGAGAAGAGGGCCUCGUUCGCAGGAUGUCACAAGAGGUACUCCCACCCACGGGAACCCACUUACUGGAGCAGGCAGUCCCUGAGCAGCCCCAGCCCAGUGGAGACGGAGAUGGACCUCCUGGUGCUGAGAGAGAGAUCCAGGAGGGGCAUCCGCAACAACGGCUACGACGGAGAACCAGAACCGUUUGAGGAGACCAACGUGGACCGUCUGAUGAGCUCUCUGGGUUACGGGGGCGGAUCUACCGGCACCGGGAACGGCAGCCUGGGGGUGAAAGCUCACCGCGGCUCCGACUCCUCCACACUCAGCUCUCAGCCGUCCAUUGACGAGGUCCGCACACAGAUGCAUAUGUUGCUAGGCAACGCUUUCAGCCUGGCACCUCCGGACCACGACCCGCCUUCCCCUCCGACUAACAGCCGCCACCAUCACCACCACCACGCCCACAGCGCCUACAACCCGUCCCACACCAAUCACUAUAGCGAUGGGGUCACCAGCGCACCGGGGACCAUGAACCACCCCUGUGGAGGCAGGCAGAGGAGUCUGGGCUACGAGGACAUGCACCAGUGUAGCCUCCCCAAACCGGGUUUCCGGUUCACCCAGCUUCCUGACAUGGGCAUUGGAUCUCCCCCGCCACUGAUCCCCUCAAGGCCAGGACCACCACCUGGGACCUCGCUACGACGUUCCACUCCUGAUGUGAGUCUCAAGCCCCGUGUGUCGGAGGCGUCGGAGCUGCAGGUCCAGCAGCACAACGGCGCCCCCUACCUGCCGCUGUCCAGGACCCCGUUCCCCGCCGUCACUGUCGAUCAGUCCAUCACCACCUACUCAGGAAACCCAAUAACAGCAGUCUACGCUAUUUCAGCCAACCGCCCAGGAUACUCGGAUUACUUCGUCAUGUCACCGCCGUCGUCGUACCGCAGCCCGUCCUGGAUGUCCUACCCCCCUGAGCCUGAGGACCUGCCCCGGCAGUGGAAUGACACACCGAACUCUCGUCACCUUGAAACCAUCUGCUGAAGUCGUCUGCCCAGGACACUGAGUGGAAACAGCUCAUUACUUGGUGUCUCUUUGGAUGGGCAGAAGGCUUCCCUCCAACUGAAAACUCUCUGGAGCUUUCCUCCUGCUCCUCCUCCUCUUUGACUUCAGCUUCCUCUUCCUCCCGUCUGAUUCGUUCAUCACAGCGCGCCCCUCUUGCCUCCCGCUUUAUUCCCGGCUCCCCUCUCUUUUCUCGGGCGGCCUGGCUCUCGUUCUUCUCCUCUUUCAGGCCGCUUCAUGUGCAGUUCAAAGCCUCCGUCAUCCUCCAGCCUCAGCUCUAUAAGCCCCGUCACCUGCUCUCAGCUCUGCUUCAAUCCUCCUUACCAAAUGCAAAUGCUCAGCCAUGAUCCUGUCUCUGUCUGUAUUCUCUCUCUGCUCCCUGAGCCCCUGGCCUCGGUGGCCCUUUUGAGCCCCCCCCCCCCGUCCUCCUCCGGGCCCCGAGUCACCAUCUCUAAGUAGACUGCCUCUUCUGUGGUGACGAGCACUGCGCAGCGAAUGGAUCCUCACACUGCUGAACUGAGCUGAGCCGUGCCGUGCUGUGCCACGCAGCCCUGCCCUGCCGUGGAUGAACAGGGUGAGUCCAGUGCAGCCACAUGCAGUGUGACAAGGCCGACCUUACUCCUCUGCCCCAGCAAAUCAUAGUACAGUAACUGCCAUCUGCCCAGCACACGACGGCACACAGCGCUGCGUUAUCAGUACGGUAGUGCCCCAGCCAUUUGGCCAGUAGUCUACUCUGGACUGGACUGGACCAUCCUGGACUUGUCCCCCUUAAAGGUCCACCACAAAGCCAGGAUAGCUGGACUGACUUUAAACUGUGCUUUUUUUGAUGAAUCCAAAAUUCCGAUGUAAACCUUCUACAGCUGGUUAAUAUGUGUAUUUUAAACUUAAGUGAAAAAAAAAAAAACCCAUAUGGAAAAAGGAAAAAAAAAAAAAUUCUCUUGUCUUGAGCUGUCUCAAUUUCAGUUUUUGGAUAUUUGUGUGCUUCGUCUUUUACUUUUGUGCAUUGAUUAUUAUCAAUGGAUUACUGUACAAAAAAGACCUAGUGAGUGUUUUCUCUUUCACUCGCUUUAUUUCAAGGCAAAAAAAUUCUUUAAAAGCAGAGAAAUCGGUGGCUUAGUUGUCUGUGGUUAUGAUGGCAUUUCUGUAUUUUUAAAAGAAUUUCUUCGUUUACCUUUUUCCUUUAUCAGAUUCAACGACAAAAACAAAAGUACGUCACUGUGUUCUGUCAAUCAUCGGAUUAGGACAUUUUUUGUCUGCUAACCAUUUAGGCAGAUCUGGGU